AUGGCGACCACCGUGGACAAGAUUAGAGACAUCGAGGCCGAGAUGGCUAAGACGCAAAAGAACAAAGCAACAUCGUUUCAUUUGGGACAAUUAAAGGCAAAGUUAGCCAAGUUAAAGAAGGAGCUCCUUACUCCUUCCAGCAGUGGAGGCGGCGGUGGCGGCGUUGGUUUCGACGUUGCCCGUACUGGUGUUGCUUCGGUCGGAUUCAUUGGUUUCCCCUCGGUCGGAAAAUCAACACUGAUGUCCCGACUCACUGGGCAGCAUUCCGAAGCUGCAGCAUAUGAGUUCACUACCCUGACCACGGUACCCGGGCAAGUCGUUUACAACGGAGCCAAGAUUCAGAUGCUGGAUCUGCCAGGUAUCAUUCAGGGAGCCAAAGAUGGUAAAGGACGAGGACGGCAGGUUAUUGCGGUGGCAAAGACUUGCCAUCUAAUUUUCAUUGUUCUUGAUGUGAACAAACCGUUGACAGACAAGAGGGUUAUCGAAAAUGAACUCGAGGGGUUUGGCAUCCGGGUAAACAAACAAGCUCCGAAUAUCAAGAUAACUAAGAAGGACAAGGGCGGAAUCUCUAUCACAAACACCUCGCCUUUGACCCAUAUCGACAAGGAUGAAAUCAAGGCUGUCAUGAACGAGUAUCGCAUGGCCAACUGCGACAUCGCUAUCCGCUGUGACGCCACCGUAGAUGACCUCAUCGAUGUGAUUGAGGCCAAGCACCGUGCUUAUAUCCCCGUCAUCUACGCUCUCAACAAAAUCGAUGCGAUUAGUAUCGAGGAGCUGGAUCUUCUUUACCGCAUCCCAAACGCGUGUCCCAUCUCAUCUGAGCAUGGCUGGAAUGUCGAUGAAUUGCUCGAACAGAUGUGGGAGAAACUCGAACUGCGUCGUGUCUACACCAAACCCAAGGGCAAGCUUCCAGAUUACACAGCACCAGUAGUGCUAAGAAAGACAGCGUGCACCGUAGAAGACUUCUGCAAUGCCAUUCACAAGUCGAUCGUUGAUCAAUUCCGCAUUGCCAUUGUGUAUGGGCAGAGCGUCAAACAUCAGCCCCAACGAGUUGGUCUCUCUCAUGAGCUGGCCGACGAGGACAUCAUCACCAUUGUCAAGAAAUAA
Dissoconium aciculare CBS 342.82 is the source of this 1107-nucleotide messenger RNA. RefSeq names its product P-loop containing nucleoside triphosphate hydrolase protein. The record is from RefSeq and is a predicted model, not a curated record. Gene Ontology annotation, cellular component: cytoplasm. The transcript has 2 exons. Gene Ontology annotation, biological process: cytoplasmic translation. Lineage: Eukaryota; Fungi; Ascomycota; Dothideomycetes; Mycosphaerellales; Dissoconiaceae. Bases 1 to 1107 code for a protein of 368 amino acids. Gene Ontology annotation, molecular function: GTP binding; GTPase activity.